Messenger RNA from Aphanomyces astaci, 755 nucleotides. RefSeq lists its product as hypothetical. The transcript has 4 exons. The record is from RefSeq and is a predicted model, not a curated record. NCBI's taxonomy places the organism in Eukaryota, Oomycota, Saprolegniomycetes, Saprolegniales, Verrucalvaceae. Bases 18 to 698 code for a protein of 226 amino acids.
GUUUUACAGGUUUGCACAUGAUUUUCGUCGGACGAACGAUGAUGGCGGCAUGGCCACGGCGCGGUAUGUUGCCAACGCUCAUGCGGACGCGAGAAGCCAAGCUAGGCUGCAUGUCCAUGACGUCUUCAGUGACGGAUACACAAGAACAACAUGUCACGCUACCCUUUGAUUCGAAUCGGUUUGUGACCCAACUCCAAUACCAAGGAUUUUCGGUCGAACAGUCGGAAGCAGUGUUGGAUGCAUUGAGGAGCACGAUGAAGGAAGCACUGGUAUCCCAGGAUGCGCUGCUGGCCACCAAAUCGGAGCACGUGCAGCUCAAGUCCGAGCUCACCGACCGCGUCUUCAAUUCGACGUUGAAAUUCGGUAUCAUCACAGAUAUUUUCCUAGAGCGUAUAAUGCUCAUGCCAGGCGUAGAUAUUGCGCAGCGGCACAUGCGCGACCUGCUCGAGCGAGACUUCAACAACUUGAAGCAAGACAUCCGCAUGAUUGAAAAGAACGACUUUGACAAAGUUCGCAACGAGAUUGUGGACAUGGAGAAGCGCUUCCUCAUGCAGAAACAAAUCACGGACCGCAUGGUGCACAAGUUGCACCUGGCGAAUGAAACCAUGGAGACCAUGAUCAUGAAAUUCUCCGUGGCCGGCGGCGCAACCCUCGUCGUCUUGAUUGCCCUCGUUGGGACGUACUUGGAGAAAUCUUGAAUGAUAACAUAAGUUAACACGAUUAUCCGGACAAACGUCCGGAUAUCUUAGGAGUGA